Messenger RNA from Cuscuta europaea, 496 nucleotides. The record is from the annotation of a GenBank genome assembly. NCBI's taxonomy places the organism in Eukaryota, Viridiplantae, Streptophyta, Magnoliopsida, Solanales, Convolvulaceae.
GUCACUGAUAAGGCGGGCCCCGUAGUGAUCAUAGAGGAUCAUUCCUCUCCCGAGCCCCCGGUUGUCACCGCGGUGACAGCUCCGACGGACCUUCCCCUGGGGGACUUUCCCCGGGAGACUCUGCAACUUUCCCUUGCUCCGGAAGCUUCCGUGAUGCACGGCUCGGCCAAACCGAAGGCGUUCCUGAGGGGGAUCACUUCGGUGAUGGAUAAGGCGGCCCUCUCGACCUAUGACGACGAGGCCCUCAAGAGCAAGAUCUUCCGAUCUUCUCUAACUGCUUGCAUAGCCCUCGGAGAGCAUGCACGAAGGCUCGAGCAGUGGCGCCUCCACAAGGCUGAGCAGGAUGAGAAGAUGAAGGAGCUCAUCCACAAGAACUCUGACGUUAUGAAGCAGAUGGCUCAACUGGAGGAGAACCUUCGGAAGGCUACUGAGGGGGCUGAGCAGAGGUUGAAAGCUAUCGUGGAGGAGGCCAAACUUGAAGCUGAGAGGGUCGCCG